GUCGGCGGCCGCAACGUACGGCGAGCGGGCGAUCGCGUUGGCGGAGAAGUUGCCGAGGGAUCAUGCGACUUUCCACUUUGCGGGAAAGCUGGUAAAGCAGCAGCCCGUCGUGAUCCAGGUCGAAAACAACAACUACAUUGCGAAGCAGCAGGUGACCCCGGGCGGGCAAGAUGACAAAGACAAUCGCCAUCGCAUCGAGGAUGAAAACAGGCGGCUGGACUGCUACGCGCGCCUACUGCGGGCUGAGAUCCAGAAACGGAUUUGUUCGGAACAGGAGAUCGAGAUUGAUCACCACACGAAAAACAACGUAGUUCCAGGUGGAGCGGGGCCAGACGACGCUCAGCUGCAACCGAAUAGUGUCAAAAUCGUCCUGGAACUACAACAUCUGUCAACUACUUCUGAAAAACUUUCCCCGCCGCGACCAACAACCACCGCAGCGGCCUACGCGUGUAACCCAGAGGUAUGAAUUGCAAAUAUCCCUGGAUGUCUGGAAAGAUCCAAACUUGUCAUGCUGUUUUUGGAUUCUAAAAAAAUUUGCAUUGCCUGACCAGCAAGAGGAGCCCGGAUUGUGCUACGCGGAGAUGGUAUUUUUCAUGCGGAAUAGGCAUCAGGCAGCCUUCCAAAAAUCUGUGAUGCUAAGUCAUGCACUACAGGCAUCAUGGGCCAUGCAAAAUAUGCAUGACGAACCUGGCAAUCUUCCAGACCCAGACACUUUUGCAAUGCAUAAGAGGCCUCCACGUACGACCUCCUCGACGAAAGCGCGGAGAUUACCAUUUCGCAAAACGGGGCGGAGCUCCGGAUCUCGGCCCGGUCUUGCCGCGGUGUGCUUUUUGGCGUCGGAAAAUUUCUCCGGGCGUGCGUAAUGGGCUACGAGCAGACCUACCAGGGAAAGACGGUCUUCGCGUAUUUCCAAGUUGUUCCGAAUAAACUUCAACUUCAAAACGACGAUAGACAAAAGACGGAGCAGCAGUCUUCUACUACAUCUACUUCCUCUACCCUUUUCCUCGCGCCCCCAAAGUUGAAAGUCCGACAGCACCAGAUCGCCUUAUGGGAUUCUCAAACGUUACACUCUCAACUGUUACAUGAGCAAUUUGUCAUGCAAAAUUGCCAUCAGUAUCUACAUGAUCAAGCUGCUGCGCAUGACAAGUUCCCGACGCCCUAGAUAGCAUUAGAAUCAGCGCCAAACCUGUAAUGCGAAAGGCGCCAUCUCUUCCCGUUUACUUUUGCCACUUUUGCAUUACAAAUCCAUGUAAGAGCGUCAACGUUUAGCAACUUCAUAUGCCUACCGCCCGAAGACGAACGCGUACGACGCGUUUUCGCCGGAGCAUAUGAACUGCAAAAGUAUCGCACUCGUACUAAUUGCAGAUAUGCAUGACAAAUCCAACUUUCUAUCUGAAAUAGCAUGACAAACUGCUUUUUUGUUCUUGGGAAAAUUUGUAAUGCAAUUCUUACUUCUAGAACUAGUACGACUACGAUACUGUUGCAGUGCAUAGAGCAGAUGCGGCAGCAGAUUCUCGACGUGGCGCUCUUUGGCUGCAACAGCAUCGAGGUGAUUCCCCCGGGGCUGGAUCAAAUGUAAAAAUGUCUGGGUCUGGAAGGAUGUAACUUGUCAUGCUAAAUCUGCAGCAUGCAAAAAUCUGUGUUGCAUGAUUACCAAAGGUCGUCCAGUUUUGCCCAAGUCGCGAGGGAGUUUCUCAUGCAGAAUAGGCAUGAGAGAGAUCGCGCAGAAUCUGUCAUGCUAGGCCCUGCAUAUUAUGUCGUCGCACUUCGUACGCGGAACUUCGUAUGCAAGUGGUCACAUGAUGACGCGUUUUUUGUUGGUCGUCGGCUGUACUCUUUUUUCGUUGACGCUAGCAAGAUGUAAGAACUCGCCCUCACGUCUGACUUGCAACAUUUUUUUAGUAUUUUUACUCGUCGAAUUUCGUAAAAUAAAACUUCGUAUGCAGCUGAUACAUGAUGAUACGUUUGCUGCCUUAUGCUGUGCUCCUUUUCUUUGGCGCUAGCAAGGCAAUAAGAUUUCAAUCUCAUGUCUGAUCGGUAAGAUGCUCUUCAUCUUUUAAGUAUUUUUAAGUGCGACAACAUGAUAUUUGUAAGCUUAUCGGCCGUCGUGCCACCGGGACGUCCUGCCCGUAGACCACCAAUGUCAUGCUAGGCCCUGCAUUCCAGGCCUCAUGGGUCAUGGAAAAGCUGCAUGACAAAUCGCGCAGUCUUCCAGACCCAGACAUUUUUACACUUGAUAGGCUGGACGACGCCGCGUAUUCGCCGCACUUCACCACCUCCU
Molecule: messenger RNA, 2281 nt
Organism: Amoebophrya sp. A120
Lineage: Eukaryota; Dinophyceae; Syndiniales; Amoebophryaceae
Source: the annotation of a GenBank genome assembly